Messenger RNA from Polistes dominula (European paper wasp), 1373 nucleotides. Its product is annotated as peroxiredoxin-like. Lineage: Eukaryota; Metazoa; Arthropoda; Insecta; Hymenoptera; Vespidae. Gene Ontology annotation, biological process: cell redox homeostasis; hydrogen peroxide catabolic process; cellular response to stress. Gene Ontology annotation, molecular function: thioredoxin peroxidase activity. The record is from RefSeq and is a predicted model, not a curated record. Gene Ontology annotation, cellular component: cytosol.
GCUUAAUAAUAUACGCAACACACAAUAUUAUUAACUACUUACUCCUUUCUCAUCUAGCUUGUAGAUUCGAUCAGGUAAACAAGUUGAUACUAGAAUUCUGGGUAUCCGUAUUAAUUUUACACCAUUUUUCACGUCCUUUAACAUUUAAGUGUAAACCUUACGAAAGCACGUUCAUGCAACAUGCUCAUGCACGAAUAUACUAUUAUAAUAAUAACAAAUGAGCAAUGCUAAUAAUUGUAUAAAUAAAAGAAAAACAAAGCAAUAUUUCUUCUAAUACUAUCAUUGUAUAAUCAGUACUUGUAUGUAUAAGUAAGUGUAUGUCGGUAGUACAAGGUAAUACCCAUAUUUAAUUACAAUUUUUGAAAUAAAUAAUAAUAAAUUCUUGAUAAAUUAAUAAGAGUCAAAGUUAUAUAUCAGUUUGGUAAAAUGAAUACAACGAGUGUCACAGUAAUUUUCAAACAAAAAUCUAUUAAACACGUAAAGGUGUAGGAUUUUAAUUGACACUCGCUAUAUAUCAGUGACUUUAAUGGUUAUGCUUCAGAUUACUUCAUCUUGUUUCGACAUUUAGUUCAAAUUUAGAUCAAUGGCUAUCACAUUAACGUAUAAAUUAUAUGCAUUAUUAUGAUACAAUCGUUUAAAAAUAAUUCUAAAUAUGGGAUCGUGUUGUAUUGAAGAAACAAACAAGGAUAUUAUUCCACGAAUACUAAUGAUACCAGCAGUAUCAUAUCCCGCCCCAUUCUGGUCAGGUUACGCAGUAAUUAAUUCCAAAAUUACAGAUUUAUCAUUACAAGACUUUAAAGGAAAAUAUGUAAUACUAUUAUUUUAUCCAUAUGAUUUUACAUUCGUAUGUCCAACAGAAAUCAUUCAAUUCAGCGAACGCAUCAAUGAAUUUCGAAUCCUUAAUGCAGAAGUUGUUGCUGUAUCAACAGAUUCGGAAUAUUCGCAUUUGGCAUGGAUAACUACUCCGAGAAAACAAGGAGGCUUGGGUGAAAUGAAAAUUCCCGUAUUAGCUGAUAAAAAUCAUAAGAUUUCUAAUGAUUAUGGCGUAUUAGAUGAGAUUCGAGGAAUAGCAAUCAGGGCUUUGUUUAUAAUAGAUCCAAAGCAAUUAAUAAGACACGUGAAUUUAAAUGACGAUGCCAUUUCGCGUUCCGUUGAUGAAAUUUUAAGACUACUGCAAGCGUGUCAAUUUGCAGAUAAAUUUGGCGACACGUGUCCCUUAGGUCCGAUCCAACAAAAACGUGUAUCUAGGCACAAUUCUAUUUAUUUUGACACUACUUCUAAUUAAUUUUCAUAAACUGUCAAAUAAUAACAAAUAAAUACUACCAUUGUAUCAUAUCAAUACAUCUAAUUUUCAUCCAUAUUAUGUUUAAAAA